Messenger RNA from Mytilus californianus (California mussel), 1351 nucleotides. RefSeq names its product ras-related protein Rap-2a-like. The transcript is spliced from 4 exons. The record is from RefSeq and is a predicted model, not a curated record. Bases 1 to 861 code for a protein of 286 amino acids. NCBI's taxonomy places the organism in Eukaryota, Metazoa, Mollusca, Bivalvia, Mytilida, Mytilidae. Gene Ontology annotation, molecular function: calcium channel regulator activity; GTPase activity; GTP binding. Gene Ontology annotation, cellular component: plasma membrane.
AUGGACACAUUAUCAAAAUAUUCUAAUGACUUGACUGUGAAUGAAAUAAAAAAGAAAUUUAAAAGACGGUCUUUUGAAAUGACAUCAGAUGGACUUUUAAAUGACAGUCUUCCAUUUCGUCGUAGACAAAGCAGUGGUUCGUCAGUAUCAUCUCACUAUAGAUCAAGACUUACAAGUGAUGCAUCUAAUGCAAGCUCAUUUUCUUCUUCUUGGAGUUGCUCAUCAUCAUGUUCAACUGGAUACUACAGGGUACCAAUUAUGGGAGCUCAUGGUGUUGGUAAAACAGCAUUAGAGAAUCGGUUUAUGAGCUCGGAGUACAUGUCGCAUAUAGAAUCAGAUAUCGAUGAAUUCGACGAAAGAAAACUUACUGUCGUCGUCGACAAUGAGGAAUCUACAAUGGAAUUUAUGGAUUUGCUAUCCAUAGAGCACGAUGUUUUACCAGCAGAUGCCUAUGUUGUUGUGUUUUCCGUCCACGAAAGCGAUUCUUUCACACUGGCAGAGGGAUUUCUACAAUAUCUACGCAAUGAACUUGAUAGUGACAGACCAAUAAUAUUAGUUGCGAACAAAAUAGAUUUAGUCAGGAAACGACAAGUCACCAAAGAAGAAGCACGCCAGAUUGCAAAAGAAUUUGAAUGUAAAUACAUCGAAACAUCAGCUGUGUUAAACCACAAAGUUGACGAACUACUAGUUGGGUUGUUAAAACAAAUAAAACUAAAGCUAAAUCCAGAUGCCAUUCAAAAAGCAGCUAUUUUGACACAGUGCAAAGGGAAAAGGCAUUCUCUUUUUAAAAGACUUCUUAGUAAAAUCUUAAGACGCACAUCAAAAACUUUAUCACAGUGUGAAAAUUUGUUUCAUCUAUGAUUUGUUAUAUAUUAGGCACUAGUGGAUGUAUCAUGAUAUUAAUAAAGCAUAAUUCAAUUGUAGUAUAUUUCAACCAUUAAAUGCAUUUUUAUAUAUAUAUCAUACAUGUAGAUUUUGUAGUUUCGAGCAAUACAAACGCCCGAACACAUUUAAUAAAAGCAAUAUAAUCAUAUCAUCAAUUCUCAUUCUAUAUGCAAACGGUUUUGAGAAAAUAAUGUUUAAGUUAAGAUUCCUAGUAAAACAAUACAAAAAUGUUACAGUAAAGUGCCUUAUCUUUUUGAUCUUCAACGUUUUGAUAGAGAUUUGUUUGUGAUUUAUUUAGCCUUUAUUUUUGUAUACUUUAAGAAGACUUUUGAGUUAUUGUUUUCUUUAUUCUAUUUAUCCUCAAGGGUUAAGUGGACAACUUAUAAAAUGCUUGAUAUGUUAUUAUUUUCUAACGUCUUUGGCAAUCUGUACAAUCAUGUGCUGUUAUCAUAUAUGCAACUAUGAC